Messenger RNA from Helianthus annuus (common sunflower), 1221 nucleotides. RefSeq lists its product as uncharacterized. The record is from RefSeq and is a predicted model, not a curated record. The transcript has 4 exons. The coding region runs from base 175 to 1023 and encodes 282 amino acids. NCBI's taxonomy places the organism in Eukaryota, Viridiplantae, Streptophyta, Magnoliopsida, Asterales, Asteraceae.
UUAGAGAUAGGGUUAUAGAUAUAGAGAGAGAGAGAGUAAACUUGGAAGGAAUCCACCAAAACCAAAAAACAGGGGCUCUUCACUCACUGCUACUUUGUAAUCGUAAACGAUAUAGAUACAUUUGUGUAUAUAUAAAGAACCUUACGACGUCGCAUCGCAGUCAGGAGAAGCAAAAUGGAGAGGAAGACGCCGGUGAGGAAACCACACAGUGCGACCUCAGAUCUGUUGAGCUGGCCGGAAACUCCUGUUGCUGAUUCGGUGGAGGCACCCUCAGCUGCUGCUCGUUCUCACCAGCCUUCCGAUGGGAUCAGUAAGGUCGUCUUUGGGGGCCAGGUCUCUGAUGAAGAAUUCCAAACCCUCAACAAAAGGAAACCUGUUUCGGGGUAUAAGUUAAAGGAGAUCACUGGCAGUGGCAUAUUUGCAGCUGGUGGAGAGAAUGACGAAGAAGAAGCGGAUGCUGCAAACCCUACCUCAACUAAUAAAACUGGAUUACGAAUGUAUCAGCAAACGGUUGCGGGGAUGAGUCACAUUUCAUUUGGUGGAGAAGAAUCAGUGUCUCCUAAAAAGGCACUUUCUGAGGCUAAGCAGCGGGAGUUAAGUGGUACAUUAGAUAACGAGUUAGAUUCAACGUUGAAAAAACAGUUUUCAACUGCAAAGAACAAGGAACUCAGUGGACAUAACAUAUUUGGAGCACCUCCUGAAAUUCAACCUCGCCCGUUGGCUGCCCGCGCAUUGGCGUUGAGAGAAAGCAUAACCAUCGGUGAAUCUACUCCAAACAAUACAAAUGCUGCAGAACAGGUGAAGACGGCAAAAAAGAUCCCGAGCCAGAAAUUCACAGAGCUUUCUGGAAACAAUAUUUUCAAAGGUGACGAGGUGCCAGCAUCGGCAGAAAAACAUAUGAGCUCAGCAAAGCUUCGAGAAAUGAGUGGAAGUAACAUCUUUGCUGACGGGAAAGCGGAAUCUAGAGACUUUCUAGGGGCUCGCAAGCCGCCAGGUGGAGAGAGUAGCAUUGCUUUGGUUUAGGUUCUAACACAUUUGUUUUCAGUAUCAUUGUUUCUUUUCAUGUCUUUGGUAGUUGGUACUUGGUGGUGCAAUUCAUAUGGAUUUGACUGUGGGUUUGUGGCUCUUUAUCAUCUGUUUUUCUUAGCGUAUAUGAUAGUUUAUGGACCCAGUAUGUGUUCUUUUGGCUGAUUAGUGCGAUUAUGUUCAUAAUUAUGCCUA